GACCUCUUGCAGCAUGCCUCCUCACUCAGACAGGGUGCACACACUCCAGCGAUACACACUAACAUCUCUACUGGUAACAGACUAUUGCAUGACACAGGAAACAUGCUGCUCUCUCCAUGGCAUCCUAUUACCAUGGCCUUUGUCUGUGGCCUUAUAUCUGUAGCAUCCUCCGGAGUGAUGGACAGUGAAACAGAUCCAGACCCAGCUGCACAGCCUUCUCAAAGAAAAGAUGAAAACAUAUCUAACUACACCGUAAUUAAACACAGUAUAUCGAUCCCCGGUUUGACAAAAAAAGUCAUACAGAAAGAAAUAAUUCUUGACAGCCCGGCAAAUUUGAAACUGGAGUGCGAGCUGCUUCUUGAUUCAGAAGAAUUGCAGAUAAAUGAUGUGGCCUGGACGUUUGAGAAUGCAACAAUAAGCAAAAAUAAAUAUGCCAAUAAUACCACAGAGAAUAAACGGCAUACGUCGUAUGAAUUUGCUGUGACGGCGCUAAACAUGAUUGGUACCUACACUUGCAUUUUCAACUCUACUACAGAAGUGAAAGCAGAAUUUCAUAUAAAAGUACCUACAGUCAAGAGUGAAAAAAAGCCUCUUGUAAGCUAUAUCGCAGAUUACAUUGUCAUGAAGUGUGACAGUUCAAUAUAUAAGCCUAAGAAAUGGAUUUGGUAUCAAACUAAUGGAAGUGACCAGGUACAGCUAAAUCUAUCUUUGAUACCAAUUAAGUACGAGGAUAGCAGUAAAAAGGUCAAUGAAAGUAAACUACACAUAUCAAACCUUUCAGAAAAAGACAGUGGGAUUUACAUUUGCAAGGCUGUUUUUGCAUUCGGAGAACACGAAGGACAGGUUCAACUGAGCGUUCUCAGUUACAUGGUGCCGCUUAAGGUCUUUCUGGCAAUUGCUGCAGAAGUUGUAGUCUUAGUUUCUCUUAUAUUACUGUAUGAGAUGAAAACUAAAAAAAAAACAUCCGAAGAAGAUAUUAAACAAGAUGCAGACGAGUCAACUAACCUAAAAUCUGAAGACAGCAAAACUCUUGAAACAAGCACCACCAGACAGCGUAAGGUGUAAUAGUGAAUUUAUUUUUGAAGGUAGGCAGGACCACAACACUGUAUUACAAGCUGUACUCAAGGCCUUGAAAGAAAUUCUGCCCGUCUUGUAGAUAUAUGUGAAGCAAUAUCAACGCGUCUAUUUUGAGAAGCUGAAAACUAUAUGCUAUAAAGAAAACUCGAACGAGUACAUGGAUACUUAUAUAACAGAUGUAUAAUAUGCUGUGAUAAUCUAUUUAGGUGUGUAGUGAUAAUUUUUAAAUAUAAAUAAUAUGUCUAUAUUAAUACAAAGUAGGACCAAAAUAAAUGCUAACAUUUUAUUAAGUUAAA
Pelobates fuscus (common spadefoot toad) is the source of this 1373-nucleotide messenger RNA. RefSeq names its product embigin (gene EMB). Gene Ontology annotation, molecular function: cell-cell adhesion mediator activity. The transcript has 9 exons. Gene Ontology annotation, cellular component: adherens junction; plasma membrane. Lineage: Eukaryota; Metazoa; Chordata; Amphibia; Anura; Pelobatidae. The record is from RefSeq and is a predicted model, not a curated record. Gene Ontology annotation, biological process: homophilic cell-cell adhesion. Bases 103 to 1065 code for a protein of 320 amino acids.